AUGGCUAUGAUAGAUACUGUAACAAGAGAAGCUCAGAAUAUUUUAGCCUUACAACAAGUACAAACUCCACUGAAAGGUGGUGAAAAUACUCCAUUGGUUGGAGAAUCCGAUUUCUCGGGCACCACACCACGUCUACCAAGUAAUCUAUCCACACCGAACAUUCUACUACCGAGUCAAAUAGUCGGUGCCACACCAUUUCGUACACCGAAUAUCAUCGAAAAUGGUACUCCAAAUGUUCUAAUGGGUGGUGGCAGUAAUACACCUGGUCCGAUGAGAGUCGGCGAGCAAAAUGGUCCAGUACCCAUGAAUACCCCGCUAAGAAAUCGUCUUAAUAUCAAUUCAUCAAUUGACGAGAAUAAUAUCGAUGCUCUUGAUCAUCAAGAUGGUGCUGCUGCCGGUUUCUAUGAUAUCACUGCUGUAAAAACAAAUCUCCGGAAAAGUCUAGCUAAUCUUCCAACACCAAAGAAUAAUUUUGAAAUAUUUAUCCCUGAUGAGAAUGCAGUUAAUGGUAAUGAUGAUGAUGAAAGUGCUAUCGGUGGUGGUACUGUUGAUAUGGAUCAACUUGAAGAGGAUAAAGGAUCUGCGGCAAAAAUUCCUGAUCAAUCAGAUCUGGACAGACAGUCAGAGAUAGAACGAGCUAAAGCUGCUGAAUUAGAAUGGUCUAAGCGUAGUCAAGUGGUGCGUCGUUCACUUCCUAGGCCAUCAGCUGUUAAUCAUACAGUGUUACGCAAUAUGCCGGGUGGUGGUGGUGGUGAUUCAACAAAUCAACCACCUCAACAAGAAGCGAAUAUGACGGAUUUGCAAAAGGCUGAAGAAUUAAUCAAGCAAGAAAUGGUCACAAUGAUACAUUAUGAUAAUUUGAAUAAUCCUCCACCGAAUCAACUUUUGGAUGCAGCGAAACAAACAUUGGUGACAACUGGUGGUGUUGCACCAGCUAGUCAACAACGACGUUACCUGCAACAAUUGAAAGCUACACAUGAAAGCUUUUUAAAAGACUCACCAUAUGAACCAUUCAAUCCAGAGGAUUUAAAAGAGGCGGAGAAGCUACUCGAAGAAGAAAUGCAUGUUGUACGCAAUGGUAUGGGUCAUGGUGAAUUAUCCGCUGAAGCUUAUGCAAAAGUUUGGCAUGAAUGUCUAAGUCAAGUACUGUAUUUACCAGCUCAUAGGCGUUACACACGAGCUAAUCUUGUGACAAAACGUGAUCGUAUAGAAUCACAUGAAAAACGAUUGGAUCAGUUGCGUCAUCUUAUGGCUGAAGAGGCGAAACGUGCCGCGAAAAUAGAAAAGAAGUUGAGAAUUCUACUUGGAGGUUAUCAGUCACGUGCUCAAACUUUAAUGAAAGCUAUCGAAGAAAGCGUCGAUCAAAUUGAACAAGGUUACAUGGAACUGACCACUUAUGAACGACUUCAUGAACAAGAGUUAUGCGCUAUCGCAAGACGUUCUGAUGUGUUGGAAGCUGAUGUUGAACGUCAACAGAAACGACAUGCUGAUCUUCAACGUGAAUAUGGUCGAUUAAUUCGUAUCCGUGAAGAACGUGAAGCUGACGCCUUUUUAGCCAGUAAUAUGGAUUUAAUUGGUGAUAGUGAAAUGUCGACCACCACAACCACCACCAAUAAUGGUGGUGUUGGUGGUGGAAGCGAAGCGAAUCACAGCGACUCCACCUCAUCAUCCAAAAUGGUGAAUGGAGGUAGUGGUACAACACGUAAAUGGAUUGCUGUCACACAAGUGGAAGAUGUGAAUAACCCGGAUCAUUCAAUGAGGAUGAUGAUUGAUGAAGAUGGUGAAGGCGAAGAAGACGAAGAAGAAGAACAGACAACGAAUACUGUCCUCACCGCUUCUAAUCAUUUGAACAAUGGCAAUGGUGAUACAAAUAGUCUUAAUCAUAACGAUAUAUCCUCAUUGAAUAAUGAGGAUCAUCUCACAUCAGAUUCAGAAUCAACUACCAUCAAUGUGAAUAUGAAGGUGGAAUCAGUUGAACAGAGACAAUUAAUUCACCCUGAUUGA
Messenger RNA from Trichobilharzia regenti, 2004 nucleotides. The record is from the annotation of a GenBank genome assembly. NCBI's taxonomy places the organism in Eukaryota, Metazoa, Platyhelminthes, Trematoda, Strigeidida, Schistosomatidae.